Fusarium verticillioides 7600 is the source of this 3054-nucleotide messenger RNA. RefSeq lists its product as hypothetical. NCBI's taxonomy places the organism in Eukaryota, Fungi, Ascomycota, Sordariomycetes, Hypocreales, Nectriaceae. Bases 998 to 2263 code for a protein of 421 amino acids. The transcript has a single exon. The record is from RefSeq and is a predicted model, not a curated record.
AAAUUAAUCACCAAAGACUCACUCAGCAUUGCGCAGCAGCACAGCACAGCACGGCACGGCACAACACAGCGCUGCAGUCGCUGCAACCACUGGAAUCAAGUUCAGCGGCGGGAAAAGUGCAAAUGCGAAGCCUACAUCAGCCAGGUUGCACCCCUGUCUCGCUGUUGGAAGAGUCACUCAAUUCUACCACACCCUCACAAAGCCUGUCUGCGGCUUUUCCACCCCCUGCCCCUAUCUGAUACCCCCUGUCCUCACUUUUUUUUUUUACUCGACCCCCAGUCGGGCCCCUCCUCCCACUAGCGUCCUCCCCUGCCAUCACCCGCUAAGGUAGUGUAGGCAGGUUUGGAAGUCGGUGCGGUGCGUGAGGUGUCCACACCCAGAGGCACACACACAAAUCUUAGAAUAUAUAUCUCUGUUGCUUCCCGCUCACCCUCCUUUCCUCCUCUCUUUCACGUAUCUUGGCGAUUGCCAAUCACUCUGAAUCCCCAAACAAGUUCACCAAGACUUAUUCAGCACGUCGUUGCAUCGACGUCAUCGCUCUUUUUCUCAAUCAAUUACUCAUCCUGGCUUCUGGACCCUCGAAGCGUCCAGCGUCUUCUCGACACUACUACCAGGUUCUACGGGAUCUGGUGCCUAUUCCUCCAAGUUGAGGAGAGAUAUAUUACCCAUCGGUCAUGUUCGCCGUCGCAAAAGAAUCUUCUAACCUCUUUUCCUCCGACUACAUACCGAGGUGACGGGCCUACUUCCAUCACCUCCCCUUGGGCGUCUCUUCCCCGGCGCAUCUUGAUCUGUUGAAUCUGCUUGCAUGCAGUGUUGACAUUCCUGACAAGCCAACUCAACUUACUCACUAGAAAAAGAACAAAAAAAAAAGACACGAGAACAACUCCGAAAUUCCGCGAGCGUCACGACAACCCAACAACUGCGGGUGCUCGGGAGGAGAGCAGUUGUUUGAACCCUGGAAACAGCGGAUGUCAGUUGGACAUCGCCACACAAUAACAUGAGUUACAAAUCUCCACGAACUCCUGGAUCGACGCCGAUCCACGACUACGACAGCGUCUACUCGAGGAUGUCGUCCGCAACUCCCACCCCUUCCCCGAGGCCGACCUGGGCCGACUCGACUCCCAGGCGGCCAGCGACGCGAGCGGCUCAUUCGCGAUUCAACAGCUACUCUCAGGCUAGCGACUUCAGCCCGCGUCCUCCAAAGGACUCGCCUCGCUACAACAGCAUUGGGCAAUAUAGCACGGCAGAUGUGAGUCACAAAACUUCUUCGUCGCGCAGGCCUUCCGAGUCAUCUCCGCGCUCCAAGCGCGACCGCCGAUUCUCAUUUACCUAUGUCCGGGCUUCCACCCCAUAUGGAGAAUCCGACGAGGACGAGAUCAUCGAGGCGCUGGGACAUACAUAUGUGCUUCCCGCACAGUCCCGCUCCAAGAUCAAUCAUCACCGCAAAUCCGCUUUCCUACCUCGAGACUUUGAUGAUGACCGGGGACGGUACACUAAUUACGACGACUACCUGCAGGGUGCUACCACCGCCGCUAUCUACGAUGACUACUACACACGAGAGCAGGCUUCCACUUUCCAGUCGCCUCAGCCUCAACCUCGACCUCCUACCAGCUUCGGCCACAGCCGUCGAUCCUCCACCGCGGUCCCUCCUCCCCGGCCACAGACAGUCCGCCCCGCUAGCUCACACCGCAGCAAGCCCGCGUCUACCCCUUCUACUCCCAAGGCCACUGAUGCCGAUGCUCGCAAGCACCGCAUUCCUGCCGGAUACUCACUCAAGAACUGGGACCCUGCCGAAGAGCCCAUCCUUCUCCUAGGUAGUGUCUUUGAUGCCAACAGUCUCGGAAAGUGGAUCUAUGACUGGACCGUCUACCACCAAGGUCCUGCCACUCCCAUCUCUGAUAUGGCUGGCGAGAUGUGGCUGCUUCUCAUUCAGCUCGCUGGCAAGGUCAAGCGAGCUGAGGAGACAGUGGGUCGCGUCCGCACUCCUGACAACCGUGACCUCGUUGAGGAGUUCAUUGAGGCCGGUGAACGCCUCACUGAGAAGCUCCGAUCUCUCCUCAAGGCCUGUGAAGCCCCCAUGCUCAAGGCUGCUAAGCGCAAGCAAGCUGGCCUCGGCAAGAAUGCCGGUGUGGAGUUCGUUGAGACCCUCUUUGGACGUGACCGCGAGCUCGACAAGACGGAGAAGUUUAUGCAAAACGUGAGGCUCUUCAACCUUCGCUUUGACGCCAACUGUGAAGAAAUUCUCCGGAACCCUACCAAAUAAGCGGAUCAUCCAUUGGACCCCUGGAAUGUUUCUGUUUACCAUGCCUAUACCUGAGGAUCCUAUGAUACCGGCCAGUGACAUUUACCAAAGCUCGCCGGACUGGAUACCCAUAUCCGUUGUAUACUACCACUACUAUCCGGAUCUCCUGGACACACUCAUAUCCAUGACAAGGAUUUCCAUCUAUCUUUUCUUUUACGACAUCUCUACCUCGUCCCAAGGAAGCGAUUUCUUUUUAUUGACUUGGCAAUCGAAACAAAGACACCAAGACUCAUGGGGCGACCUGUACCACCAGCAAUGCACACGCGCGCGCGGAGGAGGGGAUCGAUAUCAAGGGGGCUUCUUUUUCUUCCAAUUCGAGAUACCCAGUGUUUUUUCCGUUCGGAAUGACGCGAGCAGUUGGCGAGGGGGAGCAAGCAAGCGAGUCAUCUUCAGUGAUGACAAGGAGUGACAGACUCCGAUUUUCUUUUUUCUACGCUUUUUGUUUUUGGAGCUUGGAUAUUAUUUUGUGUUUUGGGAUCAGCGCGCGUUAGGAUAACAAAAGUGAUUGACACUUAGAACGGAAGGCUACUUACUACACGGUAAUCUGGAGGAUUUGACGUCGUUAACGUUCCUCAUUGAUGGAUGGAAGCAAUGUCCCCAUGCAUUAGAGCUACGAGGAGGGGUUGGGGGCGUUAUGGAUUGGUUAUACCACUUUCAAGAUGGAUACUUUUGAUUUCGAUUAUUUUAAUAUUUAGGCAAAAAAAUCGCAAACUAUCUACACAAUUAUCUUUGUUCUUCGUGAUGUCUUAGAA